CAUGUGCUAUGGGCUCGCGCUUGUGUUUCAGCUCAGCCAACGUUAUUUUGCCGUUUUCAGCCUUGGGUGAAUUUUGUCUCGUUCUAUUGUCCAGCCUAUCUACGGUUUUACCCCAUCUGGUCCCUUCUGUAGAUAUGUUCCACAUGCCAGUAUGUUGUGGAAUGGAGUACCACUCAACUCUGUGUCGAACACCUGAAGACUGCGGGUCCUUGACUUCCAAGCCAUAGCAAGAUCUUAUGCAUAUUACUGGACCACUGCACCUGUCAAAUAUGGAAAUAUACAGUGUCAACAAUUAUUAUACAAAGGCUAAAUAUCAAAGCCACCAUCAAUAACAUGAACAUGGGUAACAUAGGAUUGGAUUAAAUAAUAGUUCUUACUAGCUAGCUAUUUACCUGCUGGUUGAGACAUGCAACGACAAGAUAGCAAGCUAGCGCAGAUAUUUAGCAAAACAAUCAAUAUUAUCAUAAUUACAUUCCUAGGCUAGAGUCUAGAUGAACAUGUAGCUAGCUACACAGUUCUAACUACAAUACGGUAUCUUUGUUUACAGAUCAACAUAUAUUCUGAAAAAGAACAAGAUAAGAAGUAACAUACACGUGAAGCAGCUGCUCGGCUCCAAACACUUCCUGAUUGAUACUCCUACUUCACUGACUGGCUCCACAUUCAGCAGCGAACCGUGUUACAGAGACGUGGACUAGCACUAGCAACCACUCACGCACAGUGGAGGUUUCCUGGACAUCAUAUCAUGCUGCCUACACCAACGCAAAACAUGGAUGGAAAUCGACCGUUGGCCCAAAUGUCUUACUGCACCGUGGUAGAUAAAAAUGACCAGUGUAAAUUCAUAUGCUACACGCAUAAAGAUUCGGAUAUGUUCAAUGUUGGUUUGACAAAUGCCUCUGAUGUGUGGAGCACAGAUUUCACUGAUGAGACAUUGAACCAGUUUAGACAGAAGUUUGCCUUGAAGUCAACAGAGGAUUAUAUCUUGAAAAUUAGGUCUGCAUGUGGCAGUGGGAGUGUGUCUGUAUCAAUGCAGGACAGCUGUGCAGUGCUCUGUGUAGGCACCAGUCCAGGGGACCUGAGUGUGACUAUGUCCAGACUGAAACAGCCUGAGGCCAAAGAGAAACUGAGAGAGCUGCUGUUUAGAAUGGCAGACAGUCUGACUCGUUUAGACCAUACAAGCCCAGCCCCAUUCAGUCCUGGAAAGAGUCCACACAAACGCAAUACAGAUUUUGAGCCAAGGAGACAGCCGCAGAGUGGCCAAACUCUGGCAGUCAAGAAGCGUCUUCCAGGAGAUUCUCUUAUCAACCCAGGAACAAGAAGAAAGCGUCCAGCAACCGGGGUGGCAUUUGAUGAAGAUGAUCAAUGAUGAUUUGCUAAAGAGAAAUGACCACAGUUGCCUUCCAUCAU
Molecule: messenger RNA, 1404 nt
Organism: Salmo salar (Atlantic salmon)
Lineage: Eukaryota; Metazoa; Chordata; Actinopteri; Salmoniformes; Salmonidae
Product: protein PAXX
Biological process (GO): double-strand break repair via nonhomologous end joining
Cellular component (GO): site of double-strand break; nucleus; nonhomologous end joining complex
Molecular function (GO): molecular adaptor activity
Source: RefSeq, a predicted model, not a curated record